AUGUGCUCGAACAUGCGUACUGCUUGGAUGCAUACGGCCUCAACCCUCGGCCUUGUACAAGGCGUUGCUGCGAUCGCCGUUCUGUUGGGACUCUUGCUUCGUCGGCAAAUGUUUCCUCAGCCAGACCGUGUCAAGCAACUGCGGUUCGUCCACUCCUCCACCGGCAUGGACCCUGCUUCUUCAGCACAGCUCAAACCCAAAGUGUCGAACGACGAGCCAUCACCUGAAUCGUUUACAUCAGUGCUCGGCCGCAUCACUUUCUUGUUUAUGACACCGUUCGUGUGGCGACAAUACUUUCACCCCACAACAUUUGCUUCGAUUCCGCAACUCCCUGCCAAGUUUCGCGCUGCGACCAUCGUAGCACGGGUCCGAUUGGCUACCGGGACCAAGCGCGAGUCGCUUCUUGCCCGUUUGUGGCAUGUGUUGGGACCCAGUAUCACGUAUCAACUGACGCUCUCGUUCCUUCGUGCAUGUUUCCGAGUCGUGCCAAUUGCUUGCUUAUCACAGCUUCUCACAUUCAUGACGCUCCGUGACGAGGCCAAUGCUCACGGCAUGUCGAGGCCGCCGCCAAUGCAUGCGGGCCUUUUUUGGGCCAGCUGUUUAUUUGCUGCUCAACUCACCGAGUUUCUGCUAGACAUUAACGUCAUGCAGCACGGCCGAUCACAGUCUGUCGAGCUGCGUGCAUACCUGUCGACAGAGCUGUUUUCGAAGAUUCUCCGUCGUGUCGUUCAUGGCACACCACUUGCAUCGCCCGCCUCGUCCUCCUCAUCAGAACGUCUGACCGAUGGGCACAUUGCUUCGCUGCUUUCGGUUGACAUGUUCAAAAUCGACUCUUUUCUCGCGUUUCUUCAUCAGCCGCUCGUCGACUACCCUCUCACUAUCAUAUUUUGUUGUAUCUAUCUGUUCCGGCUACUCGGUGUGUCAGCACUUGUGGGCUUGUCGGUUUUGCUGAUUACUGCGCCUCUACAGACACAGCUUUCAAAGCUCAUGGUCCGUUUGCAGGAUCACAUACUCCAGGCCACCGACGCACGACUCGACCUCGUGAAUGAAGUGCUUACAUGUAUCAAGACCGUCAAGUUUUUCGCGUGGGAAACGCCAUUUCUUGAGCGUUUGCGCGCAUCGCGCGCACGAGAGUUAAUCAUGCUGGCUCGUAAUAAUCUCAUGUCUAUCACGUACAAUUUCAUAUUUGUCGGUAUGCCGAUGGUUGUUACAAUGGCUACAUUUGGCACUUAUACCUACGUACUAGGCCAUGCACUGACUCCCAAAGCUGCUUUCACCGCUCUUUCGAUCUUCACGACGCUUCGUAUGCCCCUCUCUGAUUAUCCCGAGAUGAUUGUUUCUGCUCUUGCCGCUGUCGUAUCUGUCCGGCGUAUUGACGGAUUCCUUCGUACUGAAAACACGCACAAGUAUGAUCAGCUCAUGACAAUGAAUGACUCAGCACCCAAUCGUCAUCCAACCUAUCUUGGGUUCCUUGAUGCCUCAUUCGCAUACGAUCCACAUGAUCCUGAAGCGUUUCGUCUCCUGAAUCUGACAUGCCGAUUCCCCGUCGGUCAAUUGAGCAUGGUUCUUGGCCCUGUCGGCUCUGGCAAAUCUUCACUCCUUUUGGCCCUGCUUGGCGAAUUACACAGACUUCAUGGCUCGACUGUGUUGCCGUGUCCAACCGCUCGCAGUAUGACUCUUGCUGACCCAACGACGCUGCUGACAGAAUCGACCGCUUACUGUGGCCAAAAUGCUUGGCUUCUCGGCACCACCGUGCGCGAAAACAUUCUUUUUGGUUCUGCAUACGAUGAGCCACGCUACCGCGAGGUCCUGCGUGCAUGUGCGUUAGAGCCAGAUCUCGAUAUUCUCGAACACCAUGACGAGACAGAGGUGGGUGAGAAAGGCACGUCUUUAUCUGGUGGGCAGAAAGCUCGAAUUGCUCUAGCGCGCGCUUUCUACUCGUAUGCCAAGCACAUCUUGAUUGAUGAUGCGCUUAGCGCAGUCGAUGCUCACACUGGUGAACACUUGCUCCGUCACUGCUUCCAUGGGCCACUCUCGCGGGGCCGCACAAUCGUGCUAGUCACGCAUGCCGUGCCGCUGGUUUUGUCUCACGCUACGUAUGCUGUGAUCUUGGACCACGGCCGCGUGGCUGCACAAGGAACGCCAACUGAUCUUGUGCGUGCUGGUCACAUCAACUCAACGAUUCAGUAUCCAGACGAACAGUCACGUCCUUUGCCGCCCACAGUAUCGGAAGACAAGGGCAUGGAGUCCAAAGUGCACGACGCGAAAUGGAUUGAGGCCAAUGAACGCCGCGCUCGUAAAAAUCAAAAUGCCCGUGCUGAAUCGAUCCAACGUAAAGCACGCGGCAUGGACCUUUAUUUCAUGUAUGCCAGGUCAGUGGCUGUCCAUACGUCCGUGGCUAUUGGUCUAUGGAUGCUGCUCAUGAGCCUGUAUGCAUCCGUACGCAUGGCUGACGUUUUCAGCAAUGCGUGGCUCAAGCAGUGGGCAAAUUCGUACAGUUCAGCAUCUCAGGCAUUGCUAGACCCUGUGUUCCAUGCACUGGACUCUAUGCUUGCUUUUCUGCGCUCCGCCUACGCAGCUCCGACUGACCCGCAUGAGAAAGCGACGCUCUACUACCUGGUGCAUUAUAUUGUGCUCGUUGUCUUUUUCAUUCUCUUGUCCACACUGCGUGAUUGUGUACAGUAUUACAUCGCUUUGCGAGCAUCGCGCUUAUUGUAUGCACGCUUACUUCACGCUCUGCUAUACGCCUCUCCACGCUUCUUUGACAUUACGCCAAUUGGGCGCAUCAUGAACCGGCUAUCUAAGGACGUCGAGACAGUUGACCAAGACAUGACGCCGUCUCUACGAAUGAUGAUCGAAGCUUCCAUUGCAUUAGCCGCAAUCCUUGGUAUUAUCUGCUGGGCCACUCCGAAGUUUUUAUACAUGGCCGGCUUUGUGAUGGUCAUGUAUUAUAUCAUUGGCGCCUUAUACCUAGGCUCAUCCCGGCAACUGAAGCGGAUUGAGAGUAUUGAGCGUUCACCCCUCUUUACCCUUUUGGGUGAAACGCUAGCGGGCACCGUUACAAUCCGCGCUUUUAGCGACGGCGAGCGUGUAAUUCGCCGAUGCAUGCAUGUGCUCGAUCGUACACACCGCGCUUUCCUGUACUUAUGGUACGAGAAUCGCUGGCUUACACUUUGUGUUGAUCUUAUGGGUGCCAUCGUCACUUAUACCACGGCUAUCUUGCUUGUGAUCACUGGUGCCGACGCCGCUCUAACUGGUUUCACGCUCGCCUACGCAGUCCUGAUUGUGCAAACCGUCCUCCGAAUUGUGCGCCGUUAUACCACCACCGAGAUCAACCUUAAUUCCGUCGAACGGAUUCAAGAAUACCUUCACGUCCCAUCAGAACAACAAGGCGGGAAGAAGCCACCUGCUCACUGGCCCACAGAUACAUGUCCAAUUCAAGUCCGUGACCUAUCCGUCCGCUACAGCCCAGAGCUCCCGCUCGUCCUUUCGAACGUGUCGUUUGAUAUCCAGCCCGGUCACAAGGUCGGCAUUGUCGGUCGCACGGGCAGUGGUAAAUCUACCCUAUCCCUUGCCUUCUUCCGCUUCCUCGAAGCCGAGUCUGGUUCCAUCAUCAUCGAUGGCAUCGACAUUUCCUCCAUCUCCCUCGAGUCUCUCCGUCGCCGUCUUACCAUCAUUCCUCAGGACUCUCAGCUUUUCCGCGGCUCUAUCCGAUCCAAUCUCGACCCCUUUGGUCUCACAGAUGACGGCGAUAUGUGGUUCGCUCUACAGCGAUGCCAGCUCGCCGUCCCUGGCUCAUCUCCCAAUGUCCCCGGCGAGGGAAGCGUCAUCAAAUCCCUCGACGACGCCGUAGAGCAGGGCGGCUCUAACUUUAGUGCAGGACAGCGACAGCUCUUGUCUCUUGCUCGUGGCCUGCUCAAAAUGCGCGAGAGCCGGAUCCUGAUCCUGGAUGAAAGCACAGCAAAUUUAGACGCCGAGUCAGAUGCCCUCAUCCAGCGCACUAUUCGCGAGCAAAUGGCACCUGGUGCGACUAUCCUAACAGUUGCACACCGACUCAAGACAAUCAUCGAUUACGACAAAGUGCUUGUUCUUUCGAAUGGGCACGUCGUUGAGUAUGAUGCUCCCGUCAAACUCCUUGACAACGAGCAGAGCACAUUUUAUGCGUUGUGUGAACGCUCAGGCGAACUUCAGCACUUGAAAGCCGCAGCGGCCACCGCCGCUGCAUCCAAAGUUCGACCUGACCCUUGA
Molecule: messenger RNA, 4248 nt
Organism: Malassezia globosa CBS 7966
Lineage: Eukaryota; Fungi; Basidiomycota; Malasseziomycetes; Malasseziales; Malasseziaceae
Exons: 1
Coding region: 1-4248 (1415 amino acids)
Biological process (GO): transmembrane transport
Cellular component (GO): fungal-type vacuole membrane
Molecular function (GO): ATP binding; ATP hydrolysis activity; ABC-type transporter activity
Source: RefSeq, a predicted model, not a curated record